CUUCCACGCCGCCAGGUGUCGCUGGCGUGCAGAGAGCCGCUGUUUGACGUCACAGAAGAAGUCCAGUGAGUGUCCUUCACAACAGCAAACAUGGCGACUGCUACCAAAAUCAUCCAGAGACUCCGAAAUUUGUUAUCUGGGCACGACUUGCAAAGCAAACUGCAGCUGCGGUAUGAGGAGAUUGCAAAGAGGACUCAGCCACCACCCAAACUGCCAGUGGGCCCGAGCCACAAGUAUGCCAGCAACUACUACUGCAGCAGAGAUGGACGCAGAGAGUCAGUCCCCGCCACAGUCAUCAUGUCUUCUCAGAAGGCCCUCACAGCUGGCAGUCAAGUUGCUGAAGUCCCAAAGCUUCCAGUGACCCCUGGUCCCGUAUACAAGGAGCCAGCACUCUCUACAGACCAGCCAUACCUCUGAGCAGCAGGAUUAACUCCAUCCACUUCAACAACCUAAAUUUCUCCAUCCAAACCUGCUGUGGAGGCCUUACUACUGCUUGUGUUGGCUGUAUCCUGUACAAUAGAAAAUGUGAAUAAAAUGUGUUCUAUUUAA
Messenger RNA from Anoplopoma fimbria (sablefish), 549 nucleotides. RefSeq names its product NADH:ubiquinone oxidoreductase subunit A7 (gene ndufa7). Lineage: Eukaryota; Metazoa; Chordata; Actinopteri; Perciformes; Anoplopomatidae. The coding region runs from base 91 to 417 and encodes 108 amino acids. Gene Ontology annotation, cellular component: mitochondrial inner membrane. The record is from RefSeq and is a predicted model, not a curated record. Gene Ontology annotation, biological process: ATP synthesis coupled electron transport; mitochondrial electron transport, NADH to ubiquinone. The transcript has 4 exons.